GGACAUGAGAGCGGCAGAUGUGGGGUCAUGGCGGUAUAGUCGUCUGGACGAUUCACCAAAGAGGAGCAUGGCUGGGGAGACAAUCUCAUACAUUGCAGGCUUCCUACCUCGACUCAUCGCCCGGCGCUGAAUUUGCCUCUGGAGGGAUGCUGAGUCAGGCGGGGCAGCUCCGGCCAUUCCUGUCUCCCGACAACGGCCCCACCUAACCCUAAGCGGGGCCGAGAAUUGACUACUGCCGGCCUCCGGCUGGCCGGCAAUUACGGGUCUCAGGGCUUGCAGCUUGGGCGACAUCAAACUCGCAGCCUGCAGAAUCUGCUUGCUUUACUCUUUUCUCUCUCUCCUGUCUUCCUCUCCCCACUCCCCAACUUCACCAGGUUCAAAAAAGGUGACAGCUGCUCACCCAACAGGUCACCUCGCCGCAAGGCGGUCGGUCGACCUCUCUCGGCAAACUCUCUCCUCUUCACAACCCAGCGACACCAACCGUUGAGCCUGCUCACGCUCUUUGGGCCUGGAGCUCACCCCUGCCCGGGAUUCUCUGUCCUCCAAAAGGACAACAUCGCCUACCUGGCGAACAUGUCCGGACAGGCCAUUGCUGAAUUAAACAUUCGCCUUUCUCUGAGAGCUGGGCGCACUUGUACAACUUGUGCCCUCGCCCUGGCGUCUCCGUCGAUGUGCUUGAGCGGUACAUCGCUCUCAUCCACAGUUCGUUAUGUCAACACACUCCCCGCGUCUGUGCAGGCUUCCAUCAAGGAUCGCGCCAAGGAGGACAGUAUUUACUUUGGGUACAUGCGGCAUGAAAUUCAGCUUCCGCAGGGCAAGGAGCUCGCCGCUAUGACUCUUCAGGAGGUGGCUUGGGAGGUGGCGAUCAACCAGAUGCAGGCUUAUGGAUUUCACGCCCGGUUAUGUUGCAAGAAUCUUCUUCGACCUUUCUAA
Molecule: messenger RNA, 933 nt
Organism: Podospora pseudocomata
Lineage: Eukaryota; Fungi; Ascomycota; Sordariomycetes; Sordariales; Podosporaceae
Source: RefSeq, a predicted model, not a curated record